AUGGGACCGUGGGUAGUCGCCAAGCAAAAUAUUGAUCGCAAGGAGCUGCGUGACUGGGAUGCCAGCGCGCGCGCAUGGCUUUGCAUCGCGGAUAAAGUCAAGAAAAAGCAGCAAAGUCGAUGUUUUCUGGCUCUUGAUCAAUUCGAUCUAAAGAUGGCGAGCCGCUCCGGGCUAUAUUACGGCGUGAUUGAAGUUUAG
Penicillium atrosanguineum is the source of this 198-nucleotide messenger RNA. Its product is annotated as eukaryotic translation initiation factor eIF-4A subunit. The transcript has a single exon. The record is from RefSeq and is a predicted model, not a curated record. NCBI's taxonomy places the organism in Eukaryota, Fungi, Ascomycota, Eurotiomycetes, Eurotiales, Aspergillaceae. Bases 1 to 198 code for a protein of 65 amino acids.